Messenger RNA from Mollisia scopiformis, 1383 nucleotides. Its product is annotated as CBD9-like protein. Bases 1 to 1383 code for a protein of 460 amino acids. The record is from RefSeq and is a predicted model, not a curated record. NCBI's taxonomy places the organism in Eukaryota, Fungi, Ascomycota, Leotiomycetes, Helotiales, Mollisiaceae. The transcript has 2 exons.
AUGAAAUCCUUCAGGCCGAAGGUUUCACUGCUAUGUACACUUCUCGGAACCCUCUGGGUGUCGAUAAUUGCCGCGGAGCCGGUACAGUACUGCAAAUCUGGCUCUCCAUACGCUCAGAAUGAAGAGAUCGACUUCUGUGUAGGUGCUCUGCUGCACCAAAAUUCCUCAAGCAACGCCCACGAUUUAUACCUCACAAUCAAAAUCCCUAAACCUCAAAACUCAGCCCUGGGAUGGACCGCAAUUGGACUCGGUGCUAUGAUGGAAGGCUCCCUUAUGUUUAUUGUCUACGGUGAUCCUCUCGGUCAUGAGGGCCCCAUCGUGAGCAUACGAACUGCGACGGGACAUCAUCAACCAACACUUCUUGGACGGGAAAAUUUGCCCGAAGGUAUGGAUCUCCGAGUCAUCAGAUCUUCUUGGCUCUCUUUCGACUCCAACGAGAAGCAAGAUCUCGACAACCCAUCUUAUGAAGCUUGGGUGUCUCUAGUAUGCUACUCAUGCUACCUUUGGCACGGCACCAAAAUCUCAGCUGAGGCUAGGUCUCAACCUUGGAUGUGGGCGUGGAAUGCAGAGCAGAAGUUCGACGUCUUCUCAUACGAUGCUCACCUCAGCAUGCACAAACAUCAUGCUGGUGCUGGAGGAUGGGGAAACUUUUACGUCGACAUGAGUUCAUCUAUCAGCACCGCAAAGUGGCCUCCAUCACUGCCUCCCAUCACUCCCGACAUUACAAAUUUCGGCGCUUCAGCUAUGCAAAUGUCUUUCUCGGGAUCCAUCACCGACAUAUUCAGUGGACCAGGAUCCUAUGCUCAUGGCUUCAUUCUGGCCAGCGCCUUCUUGAUUUUCUUUCCGGCUAGUGUUGUGGCUCUUCGUUCUAGACUGUCAAAGUCAUUCAAAUAUCACUGGGUCAUACAAGGUGUCGCUUCACUCUUACUCAUCUCGGGAGUGAUUCUCGGCUUGUUGAAGAGUCGUAGACUGGACACCGUUCAUCAAUGGGCUGGAAUCACUCUUGCAUCUUGCGUUGGAUUCCAGGCAUUAUUCGGGUGGUGGCAUCACAGAAGAUUCGUAAAACUGCAACGACGAGCAUGGGUUUCCUUCCUUCAUAUCUGGCUGGGACGGUCAAUGAUGGUCAUCGGAUGGGCCAAUGUUGUCAGCGGGUUGUCUCUUCGAGGGUACAAAAGUACUAGUGGUUCGAUGCUGACUGUGAUCAUUGUUGUAUGUUUGGAGGCUGUCGGCUUUGCUGUAUGGACGUUCUGGAGACAGAGGAAGUGGGACGAACUCGUACGGGAGCCAUCUUGGGCUGAUAUCGAUGACGAGAGAUUUGCAUUGGCUCUCAGCGAUGAUGAGGACGAGGUGGACGAGAUGGACGAGGCUUCUUUGAUGUACUGA